ACACGUAACAUAACCUUGCUUUCAAAGGUGUUAAAGAUGUUUAAGGAAAGCUUUAAGUAUUACAAAUCAAAGAAGCCUCCACCUGUAUUGGACGAUGUGAUAGAUUUUCAUCAAAUAGAGGAUGUAGAUUCGAGCCUUUACAGAAAGAAGGAGAAACUAGAAUCUGUAGACUGCAUCCAUGGGUUGAUACCGGCGAAUGAAUGGGAAAUAUACGAAAUUGAAGCUAACCCUGGUUUGAUAUACAUAAAAAAUCCCUUUACUACUGCUGGACAAAAUUAUUGGAGUGUGAGAUGCUUGAGGGAUUUUACUAAGAAGCCUAAUAAGUUAAAUAUUGAUGCACAUAAUUUGCUGCCUACAGGUGUUGAUUGGUGGGAUUACUGUGAAAAAGAUGAUAGUGUUUUGAAGAAGCUGAGAUGGGCCACUUUGGGUUAUCAUCAUGAUUGGGAUACUAAAGUUUAUAAUGAGGAAUCCAAGAAUGAAUUUCCUGGUGAUUUGAAUGAGCUGUGUUGCUCGAUAUGCAACCAACUGAACUUCAAGAAGUUUAACGCGGAGGCUGCGAUAAUAAACUUUUAUCACUUGGACUCGACGUUGUCCGGUCAUACUGACCACUCCGAGCAAAACUUGGAAGCGCCAUUACUGUCCUUCAGUUUCGGCAGUUCGGCGAUUUUCCUCUUAGGCGGACAAACUUUGGACGUUAAGCCAACGGCUCUAAUGAUCCGGAGCGGUGACGUAAUUAUAAUGAGCAGAGACUCCCGAUUGUCCUACCACGGAGUGCCAAGAAUCCUUGAACCGAGUGUUGUAACUUGGGAAGACUCCUACGAUCGGUAUUCGAACUACUUGAAGAACAACAGGAUUAACAUGAACGUGCGGCAGGUGUUGAACAGAAGCGAGAAGCGUUUAAUAAAUUGAUGCAAGAGAA
Messenger RNA from Nicrophorus vespilloides, 919 nucleotides. It is a transcript of the gene AlkB, whose product is annotated as DNA demethylase ALKBH1. Gene Ontology annotation, cellular component: nucleus; cytoplasm. The record is from RefSeq and is a predicted model, not a curated record. Bases 37 to 909 code for a protein of 290 amino acids. The transcript is spliced from 3 exons. Gene Ontology annotation, molecular function: broad specificity oxidative DNA demethylase activity; oxidative RNA demethylase activity; ferrous iron binding. Gene Ontology annotation, biological process: oxidative RNA demethylation. Lineage: Eukaryota; Metazoa; Arthropoda; Insecta; Coleoptera; Silphidae.